AAAUCUCACUUUGAAAAGAAGAUGAGCAAUUGUCAAUACUGGCUGUUGAAGACAGAGCCUAGGGAGUGGUCAUGGGAUGAUCAGAAAUCCAACGGUGGGAUUUCAAAGUGGGAUGGGGUAAAGAACAAGCAAGCCCAGAAUAAUAUGAAAUCUAUGAAGAUAGGUGAUCUCUGUUUCUUCUACCAUUCUGGGCCCAAAGAGCGUCGCGUUGUCGGAGUUUCCAAAGUAAUCAAGGAAUGGUAUUUCUGUGGAGAAGACGAGGGUGCGGUCGACAUUCGUGCUGUUGGGCCAAUGCGUCAGACCGUCGAUUUGAAGGAGAUGAAGGGAGAUGAUGGCCUAAAGGGCUUCGUUCUGUUCAAGCAGCCACGACUGUCGGUCGUUCCCGUGCCAGAGAAUGUCUGGGAGAGGGUUUGUGAGAUGUGUGGUGGGUAUGAGGAGGAAGGUGUUUGAUGUGUGGUUUGGUAACGUUUGCAGUAGGUGUUGUUGUUGGUUUUUGAGAACUGGAGUGUUCAUACAGUUCCCCGUUAUAGAUGGGCCAUAACCUACAAUCACACAGGUCAGAAGGUUAGGAUCAUGUAACUGCUGCGAUUCUUGGAUAUGGUCCAUCGGUAAUGGAGCUUGACGAAUGAACGGUCCAGGUUUUGUAAAUACCUGACGGGUGUGCCUGUGGAGCCUUUGUUUUUGUUUCUGAAUCUUAAUCGCACAUAUGGGGUUUUCCUAAGAGGAUGUCUCCUUGAAUUUUAGUCACUUUUUAGAACAUCUGACACCUGCACAUCAGGUGUUUGAUUAAGUUCCUUCAAGAAUUUUUAGUAGUA
This is a messenger RNA of Magnolia sinica, 815 nucleotides long. RefSeq lists its product as uncharacterized. Lineage: Eukaryota; Viridiplantae; Streptophyta; Magnoliopsida; Magnoliales; Magnoliaceae. The coding region runs from base 22 to 450 and encodes 142 amino acids. The transcript has 2 exons. Gene Ontology annotation, cellular component: nucleus. The record is from RefSeq and is a predicted model, not a curated record.